Messenger RNA from Belonocnema kinseyi, 2315 nucleotides. RefSeq names its product importin subunit alpha (gene Pen). The record is from RefSeq and is a predicted model, not a curated record. Gene Ontology annotation, biological process: NLS-bearing protein import into nucleus. Gene Ontology annotation, molecular function: protein binding; nuclear import signal receptor activity. Gene Ontology annotation, cellular component: cytoplasm; nucleus. Lineage: Eukaryota; Metazoa; Arthropoda; Insecta; Hymenoptera; Cynipidae. Bases 179 to 1741 code for a protein of 520 amino acids. The transcript is spliced from 8 exons.
AUGAUUCCUUACUAUUCCUUCAUGACGGACACCAACAAGACUCUAAAAUCUACCUUCAUUCCUCCCUCACUGUCAAAGAAUAUUAGGCCGGCCAUUUUAACGAUUACCGCGCGGGUCGCGAUUGAAACUGCUGUUUGUUCUAUACACCAUUAUUUUUGAUUCCUCGUUAAAAGCUAAAAUGCCGGCCCGAGAAACAGAUGCAUCGGGGCGAAUGGCCAAGUUUAAGUUCAACAAUAAACACGAUGAGGCUCGCAGAAGGAGGAACGAGAUAAGUGUUGAGUUGCGGAAAGCCCGAAAGGAUGAUCAAAUGCUAAAACGCCGCAAUCUGAAUGAAGACGAUUGCGAUACGCUCAGUCCACAUGGCGACAUGAAAUCUCCGCCCCUUACCAUGACUGUAGAUCAAGUAGUUGCUGGAAUGAGUUCCUCGGAGGAAACAAUUAUCCUGCAGGCAACGCAGACCUGCAGAAAGAUGCUGAGUCGCGAAAAAUGUCCACCUAUCGAUGUAAUGAUUUCCAAGGGAAUCGUUCCACGCUGCGUGGAAUUCCUUGGUUAUCAUCACAAUGCGGCACUACAGUUUGAAUCAGCUUGGGCCCUGACAAAUGUUGCCUCUGGGACAUCUGAGCAAACUCACGUUGUAAUUAAACACGGAGCUGUUCCAAAACUGAUUGAACUUUUAGAAUCUCCAUAUCCAAAUGUGGCUGAGCAAGCAGUAUGGGCUCUUGGUAACAUCGCUGGAGACGGACCUGGAGCACGUGAUCUAGUUCUCAGUCAAGGUGCUAUGCGACUUUUGGUGGGCUUAAUCAAUCCCAUCACUCCUGUAUCUUUUGCUCGCAACAUAGUCUGGACAAUAUCGAAUCUCUGCCGUAAUAAGAAUCCUGCGCCACCUUUUGAGAUUGUAAAAACUGCUUUGCCCACGUUGAAAACGCUGUUGAGCAAUGCCGAUAAGGAUAUUUUGGCGGACGCGUGUUGGGCUCUUUCUUAUCUAACGGACGGACCUAAUGAAAAGAUUCAAGCAGUACUGGAUUGUGGAGUGGUACCGCAUCUAGUUGCUCUGCUCGCAUCUCCCGAAGUAGGAGUGCUUACACCAGCCCUCCGUGCAGUGGGAAAUAUUGUCACUGGGAAUGACAUCCAAACAGAUUCGAUCAUCAAUGCAAGUGGUAUCAAGUAUCUCUGUGCAUUGCUGCAACACACGCGACUCAAUAUUGUGAAAGAAGCUGCUUGGACCAUCAGCAAUAUCACCGCCGGAAAUCCGGAACAAAUUCAACACGUCAUUGAUGCUCAAGUAUUGCCACCCUUACUCCACGUUCUUCAGUCUGGUGACUUCAAGUCCCAAAAAGAAGCUGCCUGGGCAGUAACAAACAUGACUUCUGGUGGAACAGUUCAGCAGCUCGCCCUUCUCGUUCAACUGGGAGUACUGAUUCCAUUCUGUAACCUACUUGAUGCCAAAGAUUGGAAGACAGUUGUUGUAGUUCUUGAUGGAUUGACAAAUAUACUGACGGCCGCUGAGAAAAUGGGAGAAGUCGAACGCGUGGCCAUUAUGAUUGAAGAAGCUGGAGGCCUUGAUAAGCUUGAAAAUUUACAGCACCACGAAAACGAACAGGUCUAUCAGAAGGCUGUGGCGAUGAUCGAUACUUUCUUUGCAGAAGGGGAAGCGGAAGAUCAACGUCUGGAACCUGGAACUGUUGAUGGGCAGCUAAAUUUACAAGCAGCUGCUGCACCAGAAGGCGGUUUCAAUUUUUAGAAUUGAAAAAUAGUACUCCAAUCAGUAUAAAUUCAUACUUCACUUUGUAAAUAUCUCAAUGGCCUCCUGAGAAACGACACCUAAACCCAUUGAAAAUACGAUCUCUCAGGAUAAGUUCACUUCAAAGGAAUGCAAAGGCGUAUUUCAUUUCGUUAGGUAAACCUUCUGGAAAUUUUUUUGUUAUGGUUCUAGUUUGCGUGUAGGACAUUCUUGAGAAUUCGCAUUUGCUACGCAUUAUUUCGUCCUUGUUAUAGAGCGCGCAUCUAGAUUUCGACCAGACGAAGUAGUACUGUCAUGUUCUAGCCUAGUUUACGGUACAAUAUACCAACAAUUAUGUAAGUUUUGAAACUUGUACUUUUAGUCGUAACCAGCACUGAUUCCGAGAUUUCGUUUUCACUUGGACAUCCGAUUUCCUCACUUUUUGAGGUCGUGAUGAAUUGUGAUUCAGCUUUUUCGAUUUUUAUAAACAAAACAAAAACAAAAGCAGUAUUGCCUGGUCUAAAGCGCUAUUGAAAAAAUUACAAGUUAAAUAAUGUUUACUAUUUUUAUUAAUAUCCAAUAAAGUUUUUGAUAC